This is a messenger RNA of Sycon ciliatum, 2587 nucleotides long. RefSeq lists its product as uncharacterized. NCBI's taxonomy places the organism in Eukaryota, Metazoa, Porifera, Calcarea, Leucosolenida, Sycettidae. The record is from RefSeq and is a predicted model, not a curated record. Gene Ontology annotation, biological process: protein homooligomerization. Gene Ontology annotation, molecular function: protein binding. Bases 373 to 1689 code for a protein of 438 amino acids. The transcript has a single exon.
UUUGAGAGGGUGAACGUAUUUUUUGGUUUGAUUUCGCUUCACGACACAUCUUCCAGUUCCACACAACUACUCUUUUGUUCUUCGAGCACAAGUGAUGAGGACAAGCGUGCUGACUAGUCAGUUCAUCACAUCAGUAGUCUGAAUAGGGGAGCUUCACGAUCAAGUCUGUCAAGUGGAAGGCAACAUAGAAGGAAGGAUUGAGUGAAUGAGAGUGCUGUUUUCCGAUGGGACGGCACUGUUUAUCAGGUACAUAAUCAUUGUACAUGUAUUGUCAUGAAAGUGCGCGAUGAAGUUGUUCACAUGUAUAAAUAGUGCUUUUUGGUGUAGAAAUCCUGCAACACGUAGCUGCACUAUUUGCUUCUGCGCAUCGGAAUGGAUACGAGUGAAAUAGGACAGAAGCCUCUGAAUGAAGUAGGGCACUCCAGGCACAUGUCAGAGAAUGGCUGUCUCAGCACAGUUGAACAGGCGAUGGACGACGUGUCCAAACUCUCAGUGGAGGAUGUGUUUCGGGAACAGUUGCACAAACGCCGCAAGCGUCAGAUCAAACUCAACGUUGGCGGACGCAUGUUCGUGACAUCACUGACAACCCUCUCUGCUGACCCGGACAGUAUGUUGGCGGCUAUGUUUAGUGGCCGCCAUGAGCUAGAUGUGGACAAACAAGAUAUGAGUGUGUUUAUUGAUCGGAAUGGGCAGGCGUUUGCGUCGAUUUUGGAGUGGCUGCGGACUGGCCUUGUUCCAGCAUCUGUGCUGCAGAGUGAUAGCGAGCGAAAAGCAGUGCUCGUUGAGGCCAAGUAUUUUCAACUGGAAAGUCUGGCAAGCAAGCUGGAGGAGGUUGAUAGUCAGUGCAUGGAGGGUGAAAGCGGAAUGGCAGACCUCCUGGACUGUGGCAUAAUCAAGCUAAACGUCGGUGGCAAGCUGUACUCUACGUCGCGGACAACGCUGACAUCGGACACAUCGUCGAUGCUCGCUUGCAUGUUCUCUGGCCGUCACAACGUUCAUCGCGACGAGAAUGGAUGCAUAUUCAUUGACCGAGACGGCGAGCUAUUCGCCCACGUGCUAAACUGGCUACGCAGCCGUACGGUCCCACCGCUCGAUCCCGUGACCAAGGCAGGCCUGCUCACCGAAGCACAGUACUUCCAACUGACCGACUUAGCAGCGGCGCUGAGCCAAGGUGACAUCACCGAUCACCGAUGCUUGCGGCAGAUCACGCCGGAGAUAUUCUACUCGUCCUACCAAAGCUCUCUGGUGAACAAUCAGCCGCUGGUGUUCAGCUAUGUGGACCUGCGACUCAUACCGAGCAUGGCGGGUCUAUUCCUGGCCAAGGCUGAUUUGCGUGGCUCGAAUCUUAGCGGUAUCUGCCUUCGCAACACCACGCUGGAAGAGGCCAAUCUCAACGGUACGCUGUUCAGCAGCUGUGACAUUCGCGGUGCCAAUUUGCGUGGUGCCGUGCUCAUUGAUGCUACGCUGGACUCGGCCAACCUGCAGAAUGCUCUCAUGGACCGGUGUCGCCUGGCUGGCGCUAGUCUCGUCAAUGCGGACUUGCGACAAGCGUACAUGCGAUCGACGCGCGUGUCACGUACCAACUUUCAGGGUGCGCUGACGGAGGGCACGCACGGCCUGGAAAUCGAGCACUCCUCUGCCGCGCGUGGCAACGGCGCUGCUCACCCGCCCGCGACUAUUCCGACGUAACAACGUGCGCCAAAACACUACACCCACCCGCGACUAUUCCAAUGUAACAGCGUGCGCCAAAAACACUACACCCACCCGCGACUAUUCCAGCAUAGUAAUGUGUGCAAAACGCUACAGCAUGGUCCGUUUGCGCCGAGCGUUCGCACUCAUCUCCAAGAAUCCAUGGAUAGAGAGAUUGCCAUGCGUUAGCACUGCCACGGCCAAGUGCUAUUUAUUCCUGACACGGAGUCAAGUCUCCAGCCGCCUUUCAAUGCGGUUAUCUCACGCCAGUGACUAGUGUACAUAUUUGUAUAAAAUCAUCAUGGUAUGUAUGUAUGCCAUUGUGAGCUGCUGUUUUAUUCGAGUUCUUUGUCGUUUUGCUGAUAGCGCUAUCCUCGCGCGACUGCCAGUUGUACAUUGCUGAUAUAACUUCUGCUAUCACCUCAGUUGCAUUGCUGCUGUUACUAGUGUUAGGAAGAACGUAGAGUCCUAUCCAGCUUAGUGCUUCUACUUGUACAUUGUAGUUGUUGUGCUGUGUCCAACUGUUGAACAUUCUAACUUUAUUCCGAUUUACAAUACAUGACUGUACUCGUAUUACCAUUAUUUUCAGAAUCAUCAUUGUUUGGUCCACUCCAGUGUGGGGGAGGAUCUGAACCAGUUUUAUCCUAUUAUCUUCUUGCUGUUCGCAACAGCCUCUGGGUUUCUCUUGAAUACUCUCAGUCUCCAUGCUGACCUAAGAAAACUGCUGGAGCGCGUCUAGCGCACACGCCUGGGGUCUUCAAGAACUUAUACCUAGUACCUCUCAGCGAUCUCACGCAGACGUGUCCCUAUUUUGACUGCGGUCUGCAUUUUAUGUCGCGCUCAGUGCUAUCUUUCCCGGCCGGGAAUCCCACUUUCUUGGAGGCCCAGGCUUAGUCUA